GGACUAAGGAAUAAGGACUAACUUAGUCAUUAGGUGGUGAGAAACACAGCUCCAAAUGAAUGAUAUAAUUGUUAUGUGAUAAUAGUAAUACUGAGAUGGCUGGGUUGUUUCUAGUGCUGCCAAGUGGCCAAAAAAAAUCUGUUCAGUAAUUGCUGGUUUAAUUAAACACAUAGAGACCCAGUGUAUGUUUAUGUUUCUUCUUGGCUACGCCCCUGGAUGGAGUGGCUAACUCAGCUGGCAGCAGUGCAUGUGAUCACAUUCAACAGCGCACAUGAUUGGAAAGUUUAUUCAUUUUUGGUCUGAUGAGAGGGACCCGUUUGGCAACAGAUUUUGAGUGACAGCAGAGGGGGGUUUAAUUUUUUUUUCCAUCACUGACUAACCCACUUUCUGCGCAUGCUUUGAGUCCUGAUCGAGGUUUCCCAUAAAUGUAGUUUAUGCCCUGCAGAGAGGGAGAGAGAGAUAGAGGGAGAGAGAGAGAUAGAGAGCGCGCUCCUCCUCCUCCUCCUCCUUCUCUUCCUCCUCCUCCUCCUCCUCCUCCUCCGUGUCUUUCCACCACUCACCUCGACAAACCAAGAAGCGCUUUGAGAAAUAACCAAACCUACGACUUGUCACUAAACUGCGCUGGAAGAAGGUCGCGUUUUGUGGAUGGAUCGUUUUGAAUCGAUGGUGGAUGAGCUGAAGUCAAGCUGGUUGUGAAGGUGCUGGACUUGGUCUCCCCUACGCCCCAAGCCGGACACAACAUGGCGGCGGGAGUAGCGGCAUGGCUUCCCUUUGCCCGGGCAGCAGCGAUUGGCUGGAUGCCUGUGGCCAAUUUGCCCAUGCCAGUGGCGCCCGCUGAGAAGAACAAGAGGCAGGAUGAGCUCAUCAUUCUUAAUGUCAGUGGACGACGCUUUCAGACCUGGAGGAACACGCUGGAUCGCUAUCCAGACACCCUACUGGGCAGCUCAGAGAAAGAGUUCUUCUACAAUGAGGAGACCAAAGAGUACUUCUUUGACCGAGACCCUGAUGUAUUCCGCAGCGUGCUCAACUUCUACCGCACAGGCAAACUCCACUAUCCUCGCUAUGCGUGCAUCUCUUCAUAUGAGGAGGAGCUGGCUUUCUUUGGUAUUAUCCCAGAGAUCAUUGGAGACUGUUGCUAUGAAGAGUACAAAGACAGAAAGAGGGAGAAUGCAGAACGUCUGAUGGAUGACCAGGAGGACAACAAGGAUGCUAAACUGCCCAACAUGACCAUCAGGGAGACCAUGUGGCGGGCUUUCGAGAACCCCCACACUUCCACUAUGGCGCUUGUCUUCUAUUACGUCACUGGCUUCUUCAUUGCUAUCUCUGUCAUCACCAACGUGGUGGAGACGGUGCCCUGCGGCUCAGCACCCAAUCAGAAGGAAGUGCCAUGUGGUGAGCGCUACACAGUGGCCUUUUUCUGCAUGGACACAGCCUGCGUAAUGAUCUUCACUGUGGAGUACCUGAUGCGUUUGUUUGCUGCUCCCAGUCGUUACCGCUUCAUGAGGUCUGUCAUGAGCAUCAUUGAUGUAGUGGCCAUCUUACCUUACUACAUUGGCCUGGUGAUGACUGACAAUGAGGACGUGAGUGGCGCUUUUGUGACACUCCGUGUGUUCCGUGUGUUCCGUAUCUUUAAGUUCUCCCGUCACUCGCAGGGCCUGCGCAUCCUGGGCUACACUCUGAAGAGUUGUGCCUCAGAGCUGGGCUUCCUGCUCUUCUCCCUCACUAUGGCCAUAAUUAUCUUUGCGACCGUCAUGUUCUAUGCAGAGAAGGGUUCAAGCUCCAGCAAAUUCACGAGCAUCCCAGCUUCCUUCUGGUACACCAUCGUUACUAUGACAACGCUUGGAUAUGGAGACAUGGUUCCCAAGACGAUUGCAGGGAAGAUAUUUGGUUCAAUCUGCUCUCUGAGUGGGGUGCUGGUAAUUGCCCUGCCUGUCCCUGUCAUCGUGUCCAACUUUAGUCGCAUCUAUCACCAGAACCAGAGAGCAGACAAGCGCCGGGCACAGAAGGUACAGAAAGCCCGCUUGGCCAAGAUACGAAUAUCCAAGACAGGAAACUCCACUCCCUUCCUCCGUAGCAAGCGCAACGGCCUGUUCAACGAAGCUCUGGAGCUCACGCAACUUCCAUACAAGAUGAACCUUUCAGAUCAGAGUUCCACUGAAGAAGAGCAGCGGUUAAGCAAGUCUACCUCUCUGUUGGAGAGCCAGCACCACCACCUACUGCACUGUCUGGAGAAAACCACUAACCACAAGUUUGUGGAUGAGCAGUAUUACCAGCAGAGCUAUCUGGAGGCAGGGCUGCAGAAUUACCCAUCUCGAAGCCCCUCUCUCUCCAGCCAAGAUGGUGUGACGGGCACAUGCUGCACCCGCCGAAGCAAGAAGCACCACACCCCUUUACCGAAUGCCAGUGCCCCAGCACACAUACAGCCUUUGACACAUACGCACACACACCAACGAGGUUUGCAGGAGCUCAGCACCAUUCAUAUCCAGCCCCUCAGCACCAGAAUGGGCUGCAAAACAUUUCAGGAGGAGCUGCAAACUACAGCAUGUGAACCUACAGAGAUGGGGUUUGACACUCCGCUCCAGUCUGAACAUGCGCGUGGACGAGGCAGCACCCUUGAACUGCCAGAGCAGCCAGAUCACCACAGCAAUCAUCAGCAUUCCCACACCCCCGGUGACGACUCUUGAAGGCGAUGCUCAUCUGUCCGCAGGCCCCACCCAACAGAACAUUGUGAAGGUGUCCGCACUGUGAAGACUAGAGUGCAGGCAUGUCACACAGAAAGACAGAUAAAGACUUAUCAAGACAGACUGAGGGACAGAGGACUGGUAAUGAUGGAGAAAUCCUAGUCUGGCUGUGGUGGAGCUUGCCCUCUGCUGGUCAUAUACUGUAAUGACAUGGGCUCCCUGCACAGACAGGAUGGCUUUUACAUACAGCAUCUUCAUGUUAGUGGUCGGAUGGCAUGCAUGCAUGCACGUAUGAGAGUGUGUGUGGGUGAAAAAGUGUGGAAUAUGUGUAGGGAGUCAUUUCAGAUGAGGGGGCGAGUGAGAGUGUGCCUGUGCAUCAGAGACUAGUUUGCAGGGUAAGUCAUGCGUCACCGUCCACCUUCUUAUGAUUUUCACUUCAGUUUGACUCUUCUGAUCUUUUUUAGCAGGAGAUAUAAGGGAAAAGGAAAAAAUACACAAAGGGAAAGGGGAAAAAAAACAGAUAAUCAAAACUUUCCCCAUUGAUUUAACCUUACCCUUUUGUUUUGUGUCAUUUUGGUCCGCUUUCACUCUUAGCGCCACUGUUCUUUUUCACGUCCAAUAUUAUUUGACUUGAGUGAAAAUUGUUUAAAAGGUGAAAUAUUAUAGGUGUGUCCGUGACGGCAUUACCAAUGAGGUUCAUAUUUGAGCGUAUAUGACUUCUUACAACAUAGAGGCUUUGUGACGUUUUGGAUGUGAGGUGUGUGUGUGGGUGCGAAUGUGUUUGUGUCAGCUGAUUGAAAACUUUACUUUCUUCUGGAAGUCUCUGUUGCUCCGAAUAUGGUAUAUUUGACUAGCUGCCACUCUGAAGGGUUCAUUGCACAUAUUUCUAUCCGAAAUUCUCAGCUGCAAGCCUUUUACACAAUAUGUGCCUGUUUUACUGGAGAGAAAAAAAGAUUUGUCUUUAUAGCUUUUUGAUUCCCCGUUCUUUUCCUUUUUCGCUCCUUCAGCCCAACGGACCUCAAAGAAUUCAAUUCUCUAACAUAAACCAAAAAAAGUACGUUUUCAAUUCAGACCACUAGAAUUAAAAGCACAAGGCAUUUGCUGAGAAUUUCUGACCUGAAUUUGUCCUGAGCCCAGGUUCUUUGUGAAUAUUGUUAAUAGAAUAUUUUGUAAUAUUUGACCAUUGUUUGGCAGAACCAGUGAAGCUGUCCUCUCGUCCUCUCUCCCUCACUCUGCCUUUCUCUCUUCCUCACUGUCCUCCUUCUGCAUUUCUCUCUCUCUCUCUCUCUCUCUCUCUCUCUUGUUGUCGUCCUGUUGUAUCCCUACCUCCUGUGUGAACAACAGUAUGCUUUCAGUAGUCUUUAUAGCUGUCAACAUUUUUUCUUCCCCAAACUCAGCGGGCAUUUUUCAACAUCGAGUAUGUGUACUCUACGUGGUUAGGAAACUUGGUGUUUGUACUUUAUGUCCUCCUUGGUGUUUCAAAGGAUUUUAUUUACUUUAUCUUCUGGAGAAGGUAAAGCAGGUAUGUCUGUUGUAAUGGUGACCACAGAGAAUCGGAGGACACUGGACAAGCCCUCCAUGGAUCUGUCACUAAUUCUGUCUUCUUUCAGCUCACAGACCUGCUGUGUAACUUUAGUGUUACUUAUCAUCAAAUCCUAUCAAACCUGACCUUUGUAACUAUGGACGGUGACCUUUUAGCUCCGAUAACCGCCUAGCUGAUGCCUCUGUUGGCUUUUUUCAUCUUGAAUGUCACAGCAGACUAAGUAUCCACUUCUUAGCCACAUAGAUGAAGCAAAACAAUGAUAAAGAGCACACACAGGGCUAGAGAUGCACAAAUAUAUCAGUAUACUCUCCAUAUCAGCCAAGAGCAUAUUUCAAAAGCAAUACCCCCCCCAAGAAGAAGACUAUAUUUAAAACAACUGCCAAACUAGCAGCAAAAUGUUUUUUUUCUAAGUAAAAUUUUUAAUUACCUAAAGAUGAAGACAUCUGAAAGCUUUUUACACAUGCAUUUUUACUAAGACUUACAAUCAACGCAUAUCAUCAUAUCAGCUCAUAUAGGUGGAAAUAUAUAACAUUUAACAUCACUGCACGAUACCCUAAGGUCCCUCUGACUCCUCUGUUGUGCAUUAGUUCUCCCUGAUCUCAAAGUUAGUACAACCCAAAGAAAGGCAAAACUUGGAACAGGGUGGGUGUUCCUCAUAUUCCUAAUAGUGAGCUAGUACUACUGCUGGUAAUUUAGUACAGCACACGGUGACAACAGCCGCCAAGAUCUUAGUAUUUAUAUUUAGUGAAACUGCGCAAAUUACCUGGAGUAAAUAAAAAAAAAAAGAACAAACAGGCAGAGCUUUUUCACUGUAAUUGCUAAAGUGGCGUUAAAGACACUGAUGUCAUAUUCACAGCAUCAAGUCCAACAUUUCUAAUUUAUAGAAAACAACAACAACAUAGGUGAUGGCAGAUGUUUUUUGUUGCUAGGACAGUGAUUAAAUGUGAUUUACUUCAUGCCUUCAAAACAGGUCUUUUUGUCUCAGCUGCACUUUCAAACUCGCACAGUUUGAAUCAUCGUGUAAGCAUAUUUCCACUCAAAGUGUCAAAGGAUUGCUUUUUUUUUGUUGUUCCUUUUUACCAACAAGAAAAACACAGGUCUGUGAUUGUGUUUGUCUCUCUUUUCUAUGUAUUCUUUGAUGGUCUUUUUUCUGGGCUCAGUCACUUUUCCUCUCACUCUUUGCUUUGCCCUCCUAUGCCACCUGUUGUUGUUGAGAUUACUGCUGUGCGUAUCUUGUCAGGUGUUGGAUAUUAUUUAUGACCUUGUCUUGUGUCCCGACUGUGAAACGCCCGAUAAAGCAUCUGUAUCUGCCACAAAUACAAAAUCUGUGGGCUCUCUUCUUCACCUGCCUCUAAAUUACUGUGUGUGUGUAAACGCAAGUUAGUGGCUUGUGUUUGUUUUAAUUUAACAGUAUUUGGCAUUUUCAGUUCACAAAGGUGUAGUCCAUGUGACCCAAAUGUUUAUUAAGAACACAGAACCUCUCAGUUUUAGUGGACAUCCUGGGAAAGGAGGAGGAGAGGAUCUUGUGGAGUUCAGAGCGAAACCGUCUGGUGACUAAAGAGCAGAUGAGGGGAUCCGUCGCAGCCCGCACACACGUCGGCACAACAACUGAUGCAUCCAGCUCCACCGGCAACUGUGGGAAACAGGAGAGAGCUUGGAAUGGUGCAAAGUGACAAUACCAUUCCGAAGUUCUUCACCCAGAAGCUACAGAAUGAGGUAGGACGGCAGUUCAUUGAUGAUUAAAUUACUUUUUGAUUAGUCUAAAUUGUCAGAGAACAGUUAAAAAAAAAAAAAGGUGACAUCU
This is a messenger RNA of Monopterus albus (swamp eel), 6028 nucleotides long. RefSeq names its product potassium voltage-gated channel, Shal-related subfamily, member 3 (gene kcnd3). NCBI's taxonomy places the organism in Eukaryota, Metazoa, Chordata, Actinopteri, Synbranchiformes, Synbranchidae. Gene Ontology annotation, cellular component: neuronal cell body; voltage-gated potassium channel complex; postsynaptic membrane. Gene Ontology annotation, biological process: protein homooligomerization; potassium ion export across plasma membrane; action potential. The record is from RefSeq and is a predicted model, not a curated record. The coding region runs from base 741 to 2684 and encodes 647 amino acids. The transcript has 10 exons. Gene Ontology annotation, molecular function: protein binding; A-type (transient outward) potassium channel activity.